Molecule: messenger RNA, 2753 nt
Organism: Xenopus tropicalis (tropical clawed frog)
Lineage: Eukaryota; Metazoa; Chordata; Amphibia; Anura; Pipidae
Gene: mgat4b
Product: alpha-1,3-mannosyl-glycoprotein 4-beta-N-acetylglucosaminyltransferase B
Exons: 15
Coding region: 241-1881 (546 amino acids)
Molecular function (GO): acetylglucosaminyltransferase activity
Source: RefSeq, a predicted model, not a curated record
CGCCCCUCUCUCUCUCUCAGAAUCCGCUACCCGGAAGUCAGCGGGGACGCGCUUCCUAGAACGCGUUCCCUGUGCUCCUCUCAAGGUCUUGGGAUUGUACGCGGUGGCUUUUCCUGUUUUUCCCAUCAGUGCUGCUUUCUCUUUAAAGGGGACAGUGGGAAGGAUAAACCGAACUCCCCCCCCCCCUGCCCCGGACAUGCAGCCGCCCCCGCCCAGGCUGAGGAGCUGCCGGAGGAGGAGAUGAGGCUCCGCAAUGGUACGUUCCUGACUCUGCUCGCCUUCUGCUUCUGCAUCUUCCUCUCUGUGUCCUGGUACUCGGCUUUCAGCGGGCAGAAAGGGCAAGUGGUGGAUGUUUAUCAGCGAGAGUUCCUGGCCCUCAGGGAUAGACUGCACGCCGCAGAGCAGGAGAACCUAAAGCGAUCCAAGGAGCUCAACCUUGUCCUGGACGAGAUAAAGAGGGCCAUAUCGGAAAAGCAAGCCCUGCAAGACAUCAACCGGACAUGGAGCAGCCUAUCCGAUGACACCAAGCUUAAACUGUGGAAUAUCACACACAAGAAUGUGUUACAUCUGCCCACCAUCUUCCAUCAUUUGCCCCAUCUGCUGUCUAAGGAGAACAGCCUUCAGCCAGCUGUUCAUGUCGGCCAAGGCCGGACUGGAGUAUCUAUAGUUAUGGGAAUCCCAAGUGUGAAGAGGGAGGUCCACUCCUAUCUGACGGACACGCUGAACUCCCUGCUGUCGGAGCUCAAUCAGCAGGAGAAGGAAGACUGCGUGAUCGUGGUGCUAAUUGCAGAGACAGAUGCUCAGUAUGCUACAGCCGUGGCAGAAAAUAUCAAAAGCAUGUUCCCAGGUGAAAUACAAUCAGGUCUUCUUGAGGUCAUAUCACCGUCCCCCAAUUUCUACCCAGAUUUCUCACGUCUCCGUGAAUCUUUUGGUGAUCCCCGGGAGCGUGUCAGGUGGAGGACAAAGCAGAAUCUGGAUUACUGCUUCUUAAUGAUGUAUGCCCAAUCAAAAGGCACGUACUAUGUACAGCUGGAGGAUGAUAUUGUGGCCAAACCCAACUAUCUGAGCACAAUGAAAAACUUUGCCCUUCAGCAACCCUCCGAGGAAUGGAUGAUUCUGGAAUAUUCCCAGCUUGGCUUUAUUGGGAAACUGUUCAAGUCCCUGGAUCUUAGCCUGAUUGUGGAGUUCAUUCUUAUGUUCUACAAGGACAAACCAAUUGAUUGGCUACUGGACCAUAUUCUGUGGGUGAAGGUCUGCAAUCCUGAGAAAGAUGCUAAACACUGUGAUCGUCAAAAAGCCAAUCUGAGGAUCCGCUUUAAGCCCUCGUUGUUCCAGCACGUGGGGACCCACUCCUCUCUGGCUGGAAAAAUCCAGAAGCUUAAGGACAAAGAUUUUGGCAAACAGGCCCUGCGGAAAGAGCACGUGAAUCCUGCUGCCGAGGUCAGCACCAGCCUCAAAACCUACCAACAUUUCACUUUAGAGAAGGCAUAUCUGAGAGAGGAUAUCUUCUGGGCCUUCACGCCUACAGCUGGAGACUUUAUACGCUUCCGAUUCUUUAAACCUUUGAGGAUAGAAAGGUACUUUUUCCGUAGCGGUAACAUUGAGCACCCAGAAGAUAAACUGUAUAACACCACCAUGGAGAUCCUGCCUUUCGAUAGCCUUCAGUCUGAUAAGGAAACCUUGCCAGAGGGGAGAAGAAAGUUUUCAAAAUACAACCGCACACCAGAUGGAUACUUCCAAAUAGGAUCCUUUAACAAGGGUAUCGCAGAAGGAGAGGUGGACUCUUCAUUUGGGCCCCUGGAGGCUCUACGGCUCUCUAUCCAGACUGAUUCUCCUGUCUGGGUCAUUCUAAGUGAGAUAUUUAUAAAGAAGUCAGACUGAGGAGUCCAUGUUAUUAACAAGUGGAAUGAGUGGCUCUUUUGGUUCUUCUAUGCGCUUCUCUGAGACCCAAAAGCACAGGAGCGCCUGUAUUGGACAAAGCAGAGGCAUUUGACUCAGAACUCAACGCACGGCAGCUGGGAAAGCCGCUUUCUCUACAGAACACAGGGCCACAGCACCCCAAACUCACCCAUGAAAUCCUCGCCACCGAUUGGGCAAAGGACGCGCUGGUGGAAAACAAUUCUUAUGGACCAAAAAUGAUGCCCCGUUUUUUUAACCAACCGUAUGUUCCGUGGCAUUGAGUCCAAAAGCACAAAAUAAUGGAUCAAUGGUGGCCAAAGCGAGCUUUCUGUACUUGUUAGGGGUAUGUUUAGUUGGGCGGGCAGAAUGCAACAACUGUUCACACUUCAUGCCUAAUUUGCUAUAGCUUUAACUAUUACAGUGCUUCCUGACCCACCCCGUGUUACUGGCCCCUACAGCACUGACGCAGUUAGCCUUGUUUUUAUAUGUUUUCUGUUAUCCGGGUAGUUUUUAUCGUUUUAUUUGUUAGGAGCCUGUUUACAAAAUUCUUGUUCUCUGCAAAAUCUCGGAGUAUAUUUCCACCAAUGGAAGGGUAGGGGUUAGAGCCUCGGAGUAUAUUUCCACCAAUGGAAGGGUAGGGGAUAGAGCCUCGGAGUAUAUUUCCACCAAUGGAAGGGUAGGGGAUAGAGCCUCGGAGUAUAUUUCCACCAAUGGAAGGGUAGGGGAUAGAGCCUCGGAGUAUAUUUCCACCAAUGGAAGGGUAGGGGUUAGAGCCUCGGAGUAUAUUUCCACCAAUGGAAGGGUAGGGGAUAGAGCCUCGGAGUAUAUUUCCACCAAUGGAAGGGUAGGGGUUA